This is a messenger RNA of Besnoitia besnoiti, 1131 nucleotides long. Its product is annotated as CBS family protein. Bases 1 to 1131 code for a protein of 376 amino acids. The transcript has 3 exons. Gene Ontology annotation, molecular function: cystathionine beta-synthase activity; cysteine synthase activity. Gene Ontology annotation, cellular component: cytoplasm. The record is from RefSeq and is a predicted model, not a curated record. Lineage: Eukaryota; Apicomplexa; Conoidasida; Eucoccidiorida; Sarcocystidae.
AUGAAUGAGCAUUUCGCUUCGGGUCCAUAUUCAGGAAUUCUAGAUAGCAUACUAGAUGCUGUCGGGAACACCCCAAUGGUCAGAUUGAAGCGCCUCGCAAAGCUGUAUGGAAUUGAUUGCGACCUCCUGGCAAAGUGUGAAUUUCUGAGUGCCGGCGGAAGCAUCAAGGACAGAAUUGGAAAGGCUAUGGUCGAAAAGGCGGAACGCGAUGGCAUUUUGAAGCCCGGUGACACUCUGAUCGAGCCUACCAGCGGCAAUACAGGAAUCGGUCUGGCACUAGCAGCUGCUGUCCGUGGCUACCGCAUGAUUGUAACCAUGCCAGAAAAAAUGUCGGCAGAGAAGUCGAACAUCUUGAAGUGCCUCGGCGCCGAAAUCAUUCGGACGCCUACGGAGGCAGCGUGGGAUGAUGAAAGCUCUCAUAUUGCCGUUGCGGCGAAACUCCAACGGGAGAUUAAGAACUCUCACAUUUUAGACCAGUACAACAACGUAGCCAACCCUGCGGUCCACUAUGACAUAACAGCAGAGGAGGUGCUAACGCAAUGUAACGGAGAUAUUGAUAUGAUCGUAGUCGGCGCGGGAACCGGAGGCACGAUAACUGGGGUUGGCAAGAAGAUUAAAGAGAGAUGCCCGAAGUGCAGAAUCAUUGGAGUCGACCCGAAGGGUUCCAUUUUGUCUGUUCCCGAUAGUCUCAAUGAUGAACAGCGUCUUCAGUCGUAUCUAGUCGAGGGCAUUGGCUACGACUUCGUGCCAGGUGUUCUUGAUCGUGACGUGGUCGAUGAGUGGAUAAAAGUUGGCGAUGCGGAGAGCUUCGCAACGGCCAGGGCGUUAAUUCGCCACGAAGCGCUUUUUGUUGGCGGUUCUUCGGGAGCAAACGUGUGGGGGGCCCUUCAGGUUGCCCGCAGACUGAAGAAAGGACAGAAAUGUGUGGUUAUACUUCCGGACUCCAGCAGAAAUUACAUGUCCAAGUUCAUAUCGGACGAAUGGAUGGCUGAAAACGGAUUCGCCGUUGAAGCAGAAUUCACCACCAAGGAGCGACAAGACACGCAGACGGGCGAUUCCCUUUCCAACUCGGAUGCAGGUAUCGACGCCCCCUUUGAAACUGCGAAGACCGCAACCGCGGAGGAAAGGUGA